CUGUCUUUCUAUCAGUUGAGUAAGUUGUGAAUAUCGGUAGCUACAUGUACAUCUAGUGCUGAAGUAACUGGGAGUUGUCAUUAGUUUUGCAGAUGUGGAAAAUUGAAAUAAUCCGCAAAACACUGUAGUGAUGCUCAAAAGGCUGCGCAAUAACAUAUCGACUGUAAUCAGUGACCGCGCCGCUCCGCCGGAAUAUUGGACGUUCGUUCUUUGAAGAUCGUAUAAGAUUAUAUUUCUGUUCGAUGCGCUCUCGACUUCACUUCUCUUCCGAUAUUCGAACAGUUCGGAAAGGCAAGGCCUAGUGAUUUUCUGCUUAAUAAAAUUAUUGAAGUAGACAAGUUUAACUGGGUGUGAAGAGUAAAACUAAUUGAACCUGCACUAAACUGAUAGGCCUACAGUGAUUUAGAUGUGAAAGACGCUGACUUGACGGUAAUUUUACUGGAUAAUCGUUUCGGAAAAUACAAAUCAUGCCUGAUUUUCCUCUGUUCAUUGAUCAUUAAUCAAUCGAGAACUCGAAGCAAUAUACUCUUCAUUUGAUUGAAUAUGCCAGUUAACUACAACAGUGUCUGUAGAAGCCGUAUACCUACUAUCUUUACUUAUCAUGCCAUUGGUCACUUUGUCUUGUCUUUGAAAUGUUUAUAUUCGACAUAUAAACACAACCUUUCUCAAUUGGGUUUGCUAUUUUGGAACUAAGCAAUAUAUUUCAAGCGAAACACGAAUCAAUUUCAAUUAUAACUCCCUUGUUAAGUCUCUGUGAAGGCGUGAAGUCACAAUUAUUUUAUAUAAUUACAGUUCAUGCUUGUAACGACAAUAAAUGUGUGAUUCUUAGUAUCUAUUGGAUCAAGUAUGGAAGGCGACAAUUCACCUGGACAAAGUUUAAGUUCUUUUAUGUCCUAUGAUUCGGUCAACGACACAAUGGAAAUGGACCUCGAUUGGCUAUCAAAAUAUACACUGCCGAUGAUUUACUCCAUCAUCGCCAUAAUUGGGCUUACAGCAAAUGGAUUAGUUAUCUUCAUUAUACUGAGAUUCCAGAAUAUGCGAACUAUACCUAAUAUUUACAUAUUCAACUUGGCGCUAUUUGAUUUCGGGUUUCUUUGCAGUUUACCGUUUCAUGCAUAUUACUCAGUAAAAAACUGGCCCUUUGGUCAUGUCGCAUGUAUACUAAUGGUUGGAAUUGAUGGUAUGAAUCAGUUUGGGAGUGUUUACAUCGUCACAGCUAUGAGCAUUGAUCGAUAUUUUGCGAUAUGUUUCCCGCUGUCUUCGAUGCAAUACCGUACGCGCAAGUUUGCAAAGAUUAUAUGUGUGGCAAUGUGGAUCUUAUCUUUCAUACUUAGCUUACCGAGUUCGAUUUAUGCCAGAAUCCAUGAAAAUGAUUACGGAGUGUUUUGUUUUAUUUCUUAUCCAGAUAAUUUUUUCUUAGACAAUACACACUUUACUAUUUACUCUCUUUUAUUGGGAUUUUUAAUUCCGGUCAAAAUCAUAUUUUUCUGCUACUCCACACUUCUCUAUAAAAUGCGGAGUCGGAAUUUCCCUGCUGGCUCAGAUAUGGCAAGUGGAGCACAUCGUGCGUCCAAACGUGUUACCGUGUUGACGAUGUCAGUCGUUGUUGGUUUUAUUAUAUGCUGGACUCCGUAUUAUACGACUCAAUUUGUCAGGUUACUUAACAAAGACAGUGUACAGAGCAAAGCAUUUAAUAUUAUCGACGCAUUAUCUAAAAGUGCCUGUUAUUCAAACAGUUGUAUCAAUCCGUUUAUAUACACAUUUGUCGGUGAAAACUUUAAAAAACACUUUUCUGAACUGUUUCCUUGUGUAAAACCCUCUUCACCGUUUUCUCGUUUUCAGCCAGCACGAGAAAGUACCCAGAGCACCUUGUAUUCUCGAGGAAAUUUACUUGGUUCUUCAGCUAUAAUUAACCAGCAUGGAAGUUUGGCUGGCAGUGCGGUACCAAGUAACUCCUCAUCAGUAAACGUUGCACUCGAUUCAAUCCCAUGCAACGAACCUUUGCGUGUGUACAACUCAAACUCUCAAACCUUUGUGUUUGGCAGUAAAAUUGUCGAAGAAAACGAGAUCCCAGAAAUAACGGAGCCUAAUUCGAGCGAAAAUGAUAUGAAAUCUUUAGAAGUUUUGCCAAGUACUGACAUGGACUCAAAAUCGGUGGCUGAGCAGUAAGCCCAGGUGUUUUCAUCAACGAGGUUGUUUUUCAAACUUGUGAAGAAAAUUAAACGCUAAUGAUUCUUGCUUAUUUCAGUCGAUUACUUGGCCGUUCCGCCACACAUACGCAGUUGUCGCUCUACACGUCUUGUUGAAUGUAUGAAAGUAAAACUUCAUCCUGAAUAACAGGCCUGUCAACAUUACAAAUAUCUUGUUAAUAACAACAUAAUAUAAUGUUGAAACCCGAAAGGCGUUUCAUACAUUGUUUCUAGAUAGUCAAACCAGGCAUUGCGCUUGACACCGAGUAAAGCUACAUUUACACUAAACACGAUAACGACACGACAAUAUCAUCGCUGUCGUAUAUUCUUCAACACUGAACCCAUUUUAUCGUGCCGUUGUCGUGUCGUUAUCGUAUCUAGUGUAAACGUAGCUUUAGACGUUGGUAACAUAACAUGGCAAAACAGCUCUAUUGUCAACCUUAAAUUUGUCUACUGCUGUACCUAACUAUUCCAAAUAAGGAUAGGCCUAUUCCUACGUUUUGUAUGCUGAUGGCGCGUGUAUAUUGUACAUUCAAAAAAUGAAGGAUUACCUGUUUAGGAACGGAACCUAAUAUAUUAAUAUGAGUUACUGCGAACACAGUAUUAGUAGUGUGGUUGGUUUUUGAUCAACCUUAUUGUGGGAAUUCGAAUCCCUUGUGCAUUUGUCUUUGGGCUAGGCACGUCGUUUGUUUCUUCAGGUGUAUACAUUGGUACCGGUAUAAUAAUAUAUACUGGAAGGGUAAAACGGACUCCUCUGUUUAAGGGGAUUGGCAAACUUACACUUUUUAUUUUAAAAAUUUAAAAUUUAUGACGUAAGAUUAUUCCUUUUAAUUUUCGUAAGAUUGUGAACCUAACAAUAGUUUCCAUACAUUUAAGAUCAACUACAAAUGGUAGAAAAUUCUAUAUUUUGUAAAGAGGACAAUAGACUAAAUUGUCCCGCUGAGGUUGGGAUCAAGCGGCAAAACUGGUUUAUGAUUUUAUAUGAUAUCGAUUUCUAAGGAGAAUAUCUGUGAAAAAUACUGUAGCAAAUUUCAAUAAAACAUAUUUUAAAUGGAUUUGGCCAUUUAUAAACAACCAAAUUUUUUACUUUUUUUGACCGACUCAAAUGACAUUUAAAAAAAAAUGUUUAAGGUGCAUAGUUAUGGUUGUCUUAAUAGACCUACUGGGAUCUGAAAAAAAAAAUCUUUUCCCUACCACCUGGAAUAUUCGCGGAUGCAAACGUUGUUAGUAAACGCGUUACUCACAUUAUUAUGUAGGUGGGCCUACAUAUUGAUCGUUAUAAUUUCAAUUUGAGUAGGCCUGGUCAUCUUUAAAUGACAAAAUCUAUAUACAUGAUACUAUAAUGUGUUUAUGGAGUCUAGAGUUUACUACUCCCUUUAUGAAAUGAAUCUCUCUGUCUAAUAUAUGAAAACAUCGUCUUCAUUAUUGCGAGGGAAAGGAUAAUAAUUGAGCAAGUAUAGAAUUAAGGAGUAGUGCGUGCAGAAAAUUAACGAAAUACGACUAGGAAAAUGGCAAAUUAUUAACUAUUGUCUAUGAACUGUGUUUGAAACUAGAUAUCAUUUAUUGUUCUUUUGCAUUGUUGACAAAAAGUACGGUAGUUAAAGUGUGUUUCUAAUGACUGACGACGUAGCUAGUUCGGGCUUACAUUAAACCAGUGAGUCAUGGUGUGCGGGUAUAUGAUAUAACGCACUGUAUUAUCAUGCCUAUCAUAGCCUAUGAUAGCCUAUCAUGGGAUGGAAAGUUAAGGAUAUUUUUUCAACAGUCAUUGAUGAUUAAUGUGAUGUAAAAUAUUAUAAUGACGUCAUCUGCUAAGGUAGCCAAUUUAAUGAUAGCCUAGACAUUGUAUAUCGCACGCACGGACUGCAAAUUUCUAAAGCAUGCCUGCACAUCAUAAAUGUAAAUAAUAUAAGUAUGUUAUCAUUGAGUAAAUGUAUUAAGCUUAUCAAUAUGCGUCUACCGAUUAAUUAUUGUGAAAUUCAAAUAUAUAGGCUACAGUAAUAUUCAAGAUAGUAUUCAUUUUUUAAAUUAUCUCACACACAAUUAAAUCAACAAUAUGCCCCAGGCUUUAUAAUAUUUUCCAUCUAGGCUGCCAUUUACGUCCAUUACUGCAUCAAAUCGAUUGUUUGUCACGGUGUUCAGAAGGCAGAGUAGAACAGGUUCACUGUUAGUUAUAGAUAAACCACGUAUAUUGGCCUACUCACAUUAAGCUGUAAUAUAAAAAUGAUCCCGGGCUCGAAUCCCCUUUGGGAAAACUUGUUCACAUUCACAAAAAAACACUUUUCCGAACAUUUUCCUUGUGUAAACCCUCUUCACCGUUUGCUCGUUUUCAGCCAGCACGA
Messenger RNA from Anneissia japonica, 4528 nucleotides. Its product is annotated as somatostatin receptor type 2-like. Gene Ontology annotation, biological process: neuropeptide signaling pathway; chemotaxis. The coding region runs from base 847 to 2169 and encodes 440 amino acids. Gene Ontology annotation, molecular function: chemokine receptor activity; neuropeptide binding. The record is from RefSeq and is a predicted model, not a curated record. The transcript is spliced from 2 exons. Gene Ontology annotation, cellular component: membrane; neuron projection. NCBI's taxonomy places the organism in Eukaryota, Metazoa, Echinodermata, Crinoidea, Comatulida, Comatulidae.